Molecule: messenger RNA, 1985 nt
Organism: Cornus florida
Lineage: Eukaryota; Viridiplantae; Streptophyta; Magnoliopsida; Cornales; Cornaceae
Exons: 4
Coding region: 346-759 (137 amino acids)
Cellular component (GO): cytoplasm
Molecular function (GO): mRNA binding
Source: RefSeq, a predicted model, not a curated record
CCAGUUUAUGCCUUUAGAAGCAAGCCCUCCACCAUAUGACACCCCAAAAAGGAGCAGAAGAGUGAGAGGAAGCUUAUCUAAAUCUUUGAGAAGCUUCUACUUUUGGAUUAAUCCCAUCUUAAAGAAACCAUCUGAAGCUCAUGUAACUGAAAAGAUGCAUUUAGGGUCCCACUCAUGAGACCUUAACAAGUAUAUAAACCAUCCCAACCCAUUCAUCAAAUUCACCAGCUCCAUUAACAAUCUCUUCUUCUUCUUCUUCUACUAUUACUACUACUACUACUACUACUACAGGUGCUACUGUUUUUCCUUUGGAUCCUUCAUCUUCUUUAAUUAGGGAGACAGAAAAUGAGCAGGGAAGGAGACUGGAUGUGCCCUUCUUGCCAACAUCUGAAUUUCAAAAAAAGGGAUUCAUGCCAACUAUGCCAGUGCCCUAAAUAUGGUGGGGAUAUUUCAUCAUACGGCAUAAACAGGACUGAAGUCUUGGCAGGGGACUGGUACUGCAAUGCAAUGAACUGUGGAGCACACAACUACGCCAGCAGACCUAGCUGCUAUAGGUGUGGUGCAUCAAAAGAUUAUUUCGGGUAUGGAGGUGAUACAGUGGGUGCAGGAGCUUAUUUAUAUGCCGAUGGCAGUGCUCCUCCUGGAUGGAAAACCGGUGAUUGGAUUUGCUCUAGACUAGGAUGUGGAGUACACAAUUAUGCCAGUAGGACGGAAUGCUUUAAAUGCAAAACACCAAGAGAUUUUGGUGGUGCAUUCUAGGGAAAAUGAACUGAGAGAGAUUAACGUGUAGCAGCAUUCCAUGUUCUGUGAAAUUCCAACUUCCAUUAACACCUUUCGUUUUGUUGCUUUUUUCUUCUCCUUUUCCGUUGAAUGUUGCAAGCUUCACAUUCAUGUUUGAUGAACCAUAUUCACAAGCAUAGCCAUGUAUUUUGCCAAGAAGAGUUCUAACAUUCUUACAUGAAGCUAAUAAUAAAUCCCUUCACUAUUCCGAAAAUAGUCCUGUGUGUAAACGUGUGUGUAUUUGUAGUUUGUACAAAGCUGCUUAAUUGUAGCCAAAGCUGCCUAAUUCCAUAGAUAAGCAAUUUGAAGAUGAUAAUGGACCACCCCUAAUGCAGCAAUCUUCCACCAAUGCAACAGAGAAUGUGUACGAGUCAUUCACUUCCCUAGCUAAGACGAGCCAGUUUAAUUUGGAGCAACAAAUUUGGUUACUUUCAGCAUCAACUCUCCAAGAAGUAUAUAAUUAGGCAUAUAAGAACCAGAUACUAAUCCUUUAUGAGCACAUAGGCAAUGACAAGAAAACGUUCCUUGCUGCAACUUUACACAAAAUGGACUUUUACUGGCCACCAUAACCAUCACUAUAGGCACCUUUUUUUUUUUUGCCCUUUUGGAAUUUUUAAUACCACCCUUACGCUUUGAAAGACUUUGAUAUAAUGCCAUUUUAAUUAUACAAAUUAAGGGAUGGAGGCGUCUUCAUUCCCAAUAACUUUUUUUUAUUGAUUGAAUGAAUUACUUUGAAUUAAAAAAGCAAGAGUAGGAGAUUGACAACAAUUAUGCUAAUUAUGGAUGGUGAAAGGUGACUAUAUUUUUUUCCCUUUCACUUUAUGUAUUUAUUUUUGAACAUAGAAUAUUUUAGAUUUUCACCACAUCAAUUACUACCCUAUUCAUUUAUAUUUCAUACCAUAGUACCUUUCAUGUAUGAACACUGGGCUUCAGAGAUACAUGAUUCGAACUUAACACUGAACACUGGGCUUCAGAGAAGUUUGACGGACCAACAUCUACUAAAGCUCAGAUCAAGUUGGGCCAAUACCUUAAGCUUGGCCCAAAUUGUUUCCACCGUCCAAUCUUGGUUAGGUUGGUCUAUUUGUGGCCAAUUAUAUGACAGCAAGAAGUGGGCCUUUUUGUGAAAACAUCUGUCCACUUGUCAUUACUCCAUGGCCCAACUAACUGACUCAUCAUCAGUCGUCAUCACCUACCUUCUCCUUCUC